Pipistrellus kuhlii (Kuhl's pipistrelle) is the source of this 2337-nucleotide messenger RNA. It is a transcript of the gene PRPSAP1, whose product is annotated as phosphoribosyl pyrophosphate synthetase associated protein 1. Gene Ontology annotation, cellular component: ribose phosphate diphosphokinase complex; cytoplasm. The transcript is spliced from 10 exons. The coding region runs from base 247 to 1404 and encodes 385 amino acids. Gene Ontology annotation, biological process: purine nucleotide biosynthetic process; 5-phosphoribose 1-diphosphate biosynthetic process. Gene Ontology annotation, molecular function: ribose phosphate diphosphokinase activity; magnesium ion binding. NCBI's taxonomy places the organism in Eukaryota, Metazoa, Chordata, Mammalia, Chiroptera, Vespertilionidae. The record is from RefSeq and is a predicted model, not a curated record.
GUCUCCCGGAUGCCCGGAGGGGGCGGCGGCCUUCCCUCUGGGUCCCGGGAGGCUGCGGCGGCGGCGUCGGUCACAGCGAACGCGGCUGCCGCCGGAGCUCGUGUGGGCUUGGUACGAGGAGCGUGAGGGUCUCCGCCUCCCCCCUGCCGUGCCGGGCUGCUCGGCGCCUCCCCCAGCCGGGCCCCGGGCGUCGCGGCCGCCGCCGUCGGAAGCCCUCCCGGCGGGCCCCGCGCCGCGGGCCGGACGAUGCCCAAGAAGCUGCUGCUGCUGCCGCCGCUGUCCGUGUCCUCGGCCUUCCGCGCCCCGCGGGUCAGCGCCGCCGCCCGCCUGGCCAUGAACGCCGCCCGCACCGGCUACCGGGUCUUCUCGGCCAACUCCACGGCCGCGUGCACCGAGCUGGCCAAGCGCAUCACCGAGCGUCUGGGCGCUGAGCUGGGGAAGUCCGUGGUGUACCAGGAGACCAAUGGAGAAACAAGAGUCGAAAUAAAAGAAUCUGUUCGAGGCCAAGACGUUUUCAUCAUACAGACGAUCCCCAGAGACGUGAACACCGCUGUGAUGGAGCUGCUGAUCAUGGCCUACGCGCUGAAGACCGCCUGCGCCAGGAACAUCAUUGGCGUCAUCCCUUACUUCCCCUACAGCAAGCAGAGCAAGAUGCGGAAGAGGGGCUCCAUCGUGUGCAAGCUGCUGGCGUCCAUGCUGGCCAGAGCGGGUCUAACUCACAUUAUCACUAUGGAUCUUCACCAGAAGGAAAUCCAAGGCUUUUUCAGCUUUCCCGUGGACAACCUGAGAGCUUCACCUUUCCUGCUUCAGUACAUCCAGGAAGAAAUUCCAAAUUACAGAAAUGCAGUCAUUGUAGCUAAGUCUCCUGAUGCUGCGAAAAGGGCCCAGUCCUACGCAGAGAGGCUGCGGCUGGGCUUGGCCGUCAUCCACGGGGAGGCGCAGUGCACCGAGCUGGACAUGGACGACGGCCGCCACUCGCCCCCCAUGGUCAAGAACGCCACGGUGCACCCCGGCCUGGAGCUGCCGUUGAUGAUGGCCAAAGAGAAGCCGCCGAUCACCGUGGUCGGGGACGUUGGCGGGAGCAUCGCCAUCAUCGUGGAUGACAUCAUUGAUGACGUGGAAAGUUUCGUUGCUGCUGCAGAGAUCCUGAAAGAGAGAGGCGCUUACAAGAUCUACGUCAUGGCCACACACGGCAUCCUGUCCGCAGAGGCCCCGCGCCUGAUCGAGGAGUCCUCCAUCGAUGAGGUGGUGGUGACCAACACUGUCCCCCACGAGGUGCAGAAGCUGCAGUGCCCCAAGAUCAAGACGGUGGACAUCAGCCUGAUCCUCUCCGAGGCCAUCCGCAGGAUCCACAAUGGGGAGUCCAUGGCGUACCUCUUCCGGAACAUCACCGUGGACGACUAGCUCCACGGUGGCCUGGGCCUGGGCUCCUGAGGAGGACGGUGCCGUCACUACGUACAUGGUGUUUCCUUCCCAGGGAGGCAGCGGCUCCCGUCCAGAUUGGCCAGCGGGAGGCAUUCAGGUAGCCGAGAGGGAGACCACACUAACGGAUAAAUGGCCUUAAACAUGCGCCCUCACCAUCCUGUUCCUUCAAGGAACAUUCCAGCACUUUUCAGAGGAGAACCAGAGCUGAUGGUGCUGGAAGGACUUCCGGCAGCCGUUCUAACUCCGGAACGUUCCAGCCUCGGGGAAUGCGUGCUCAUGUUCAGCCUGGGGAGGGAAGCCGAGUGCUGGCACCAUUUCCAUCCUCGGGUGAAAUUCUGGAGAGGUGCCUUUUCCUGGAGAAGCCGCUGGUGCAGCCAGUGAGCAGGCGCGUGCGCAGUAUUCUCCCCAGCAAGGACGCGGUCAGAGUGGCGCCCUCCGCUGUGUGCCUUGCUGGUCUCUUCACGCUAUUGCACAGCCACCCACUGUGUGCCUCCUGUGACUACCUGGUCCAGAACUCCGCAGGAAAUGCGGGAUGCAGUCGGGGGUGGGGUCCAUGGUGGUCCCAGUCCCAGGCAGAUGUCUGUCACAGGUCCUGUCCUUCCGACCUGUUGGCGUGAGGUCCCCGUUGAGAUGGUUAAGAUCUAAAUUUGUAAAACAACUGGUUGUAGUUUCCCCGUUAUAGGUGACACUGUUUAUUGAAUCACCUAGGCUGCACGUGGCCUUUCUACCCAACGUUUAAAAUGACACUCAGCACCCUGGCGCACACCAGUUGUCAGGGAGACCUGGCUGCACCCUCUGGUCCAACCCGGGGCAGCGAGUGUAGCGACGGGGAGGAGGGCGUCUGCCCGUGACCGGAAUUGCUUGUUGGGUCUGGUAGUUCCUCGGAGACAAUAAAGGCCAAUUUGCACAGUU